Molecule: messenger RNA, 711 nt
Organism: Ilex paraguariensis (yerba mate)
Lineage: Eukaryota; Viridiplantae; Streptophyta; Magnoliopsida; Aquifoliales; Aquifoliaceae
Source: the annotation of a GenBank genome assembly
AUGUCAGCGAUGUCGAGGAGGCCUGACACUUCUCGACGGGUUCCUGAUGGUGGAGGCAUUCCAUUUGGUGCGAUCUUGAUAAUUGGAUGUAUAUUUAGUAGUUCAGGUGGAACCGCUAGCAAUACAGAGGCUUUAAGUAAGCUUGAAGAAGUUCAAAGAGCAUUACCUAUUUUGAAGAAAGCUUAUGGCAAUAGAAUGCGUAGAGUACUGCAUGUAGGCCCUGAUACCUGUUCAGUUGUUCCUAAAUUAUUACAAGAGAAGGAUACUGAAGCCUGGGGUGUGGAGCCAUAUGAAUCAGAUGACGCUGAUGGCAGCUGCAAGACUCUUGUGCGCAAAGGCAUUGUGCGUGUGGCUAACAUUAAGUUUCCUCUUCCCUCCCAGGCAAAGUUGUUUUCUCUUGUCAUAGUGUCAGAUGUGUUAGAUUACUUGUCCCCAAAGUACCUUAACAAAACUUUUCCAGAAUUGGCAAGGGUAUCUGCUGAUGGUUUUGUCGUAUUUUCUGGGUAUUCAGGUCAGGAUAGAGCUAAAGUGGCAGAGCUUGCCAAGUUUGGCCGUCCAGCCAAAUUGCGGAGCUCAUCUUGGUGGAUAAGGUUUUUUGUUCAGACCAGCUUACAAGAAAAUGAAGCUGCCACAAAGAAGUUUGAGCAGGCUGCAACCAAGAGGUCAUACAAGCCGGCUUGCCAAGUUGUCCACCUCAAGUCACACCAUUAA